This is a messenger RNA of Folsomia candida, 456 nucleotides long. RefSeq lists its product as uncharacterized. The transcript has 3 exons. Lineage: Eukaryota; Metazoa; Arthropoda; Collembola; Entomobryomorpha; Isotomidae. The record is from RefSeq and is a predicted model, not a curated record. The coding region runs from base 19 to 456 and encodes 145 amino acids.
UCAAGACAUACUAACACAAUGAUUAUACCCACCAGUACAAUCUUCGCCAUAUUCCUCGCCGCCAGCACCACCGUGGCGGCUAUGGUCGAUAACAAAACCAUUCCCUUUAACGAAAAUUUCCAACAACCUGACUGCGGUGAGUUACACGAUGGCCGGUUCUUGUUCUACCCAAUUCCAGCCGCCAAUAGGGCUGGUGAUCCAAUAAACCUGAUGACCAUCUUAUAUGACACCGUAUUAAGAACAGCAGUUUCGUCUACCGGGCUGUACACCAGCGACAAUACGGCUGGCGGAGUCCGGUAUAACAAUUGGGUGGUACGGGCGUGUCCAGGCCAUGUAGAGCUGGACUGCCGACAUACCAAUCCUGCUUUUCCUGCUGGGUAUGCUAGAGGCCAUUUACUCCCUUCCUGUUAUUGGCGGUGGACUGACACCGUGGCAAGGAACACAUUCUUCUGGUAG